Panicum virgatum (switchgrass) is the source of this 1778-nucleotide messenger RNA. Its product is annotated as ribosome production factor 2 homolog. Gene Ontology annotation, cellular component: nucleolus. NCBI's taxonomy places the organism in Eukaryota, Viridiplantae, Streptophyta, Magnoliopsida, Poales, Poaceae. Gene Ontology annotation, biological process: ribosomal large subunit assembly; maturation of LSU-rRNA from tricistronic rRNA transcript (SSU-rRNA, 5.8S rRNA, LSU-rRNA). Gene Ontology annotation, molecular function: rRNA binding. The record is from RefSeq and is a predicted model, not a curated record. The transcript has 6 exons. Bases 514 to 1446 code for a protein of 310 amino acids.
UUUUUUUAACAAUUAUUUGUACGUCUCGAACCAUGAUUUUUUAAUUCGUUCUUUAAAAAUAACUUACAGCCCGUUCGGCUUGCUGGAACAGUGACUGGCUGGGGUUCUUUUGGCUGGGCUGAUCGGCUGGGAUGAUCAGCCGAACGGCUGAACGGCAGAUGGGCUAUUCCGCUAUUGAAUCGGUUGGGGGCUUGGAGCUGGCUGGAAGGUUUUGGCUGGGGCUGAUUGGCUGGCUGGAUUCCAGCCCAGCCAAAAAUGCUCAGCCGAACAAAGCGUUAAAUUUUACUAUAUUUAUGUAAUUUUUUUUAAUAAGACGAGUGGUCAAAUUUGAAAUUAAAAAAAAAAUUAUAAUUUGAAACGGAUGGAAUAUGUACAAAUGGAGACAAGUCCAUUCAAACUAGCUAUCAGACAGGCUCAGAUCGGCCCAUUAGACAAGUGAAGAAGAAAACCUACCGGACGCUGCGCCGCCUCCUCCCCCUUGAAGCUUCUUCUCAGCGGCGGCCGAGGGAGAAGAUGGUUGCGGCGAUCAGGGUCCCCAAGACCCAACGCGCCAGGCGGGAGCUCCUCAAGCACGCGCCCAAGCUCGUCGAGACUGGCAAAAAGACGCUUAUCCUCCAUGGUACAAAGACUAGUGCUGUGUUGAACUCAGUGCUGUCAGAUAUCUACCACCUGAAGCGAGAUAAUGCCAUGAAGUACACCAAGAAGAAUGACAGCAUUCGGCCGUUUGAAAGUGGUGGGGAAUCUUCUCUGGAGUUUUUCUCCCUCAAGACAGACUGCAGCCUUAUAGCGUAUGGUUCUCAUUCAAAGAAGAGGCCCGACAAUCUCAUUUUGGGAAGGACAUAUGACCACCACAUAUAUGACCUUGUUGAAGUAGGUGUUGAGAACUACAAAUCGAUGGAAUCUUACGUUUAUGAUAAGAAGCUGGCACCAAAACUUGGAUCGAAGCCUUUCUUUGCCUUCAUAGGGGAACACUUUGAGAGUGUCGAAGAGCUGAAGCAUUUGAAAGAAGUGCUGCUUGAUCUUUUCAGGGGAGAGGUUAUAGAGAAUGUAAACCUUGCUGGUGUAGAUCGGAUCUAUGUGUGCACAGCAAUCUCUCCUACUACUGUCUACAUGAUGCACUGUGCUCUCCAUCUAAAAAGGUCAGGCACAUCUAUUCCUAGAAUGGAGCUGGUAGAAGUUGGGCCUUCAAUGGAUCUGGUUGUAAGGAGACACAGGCUUCCAGUUGAAAGUUUGAAGAAAGAAGCUAUGAAGACCGCUGAGCAUGCUAAGAAGGUGAAAAAUGUCACCAAGGAUCCAGUGCAGGGCAGGCUGGGCAAGGUCUACAUGCCCGAUCAGCAGGUUGGAAAGUUGACCUUAUCUAACGACAUAAAGGGUCUGAAGAGGGAGCGCUGUGAGGCCAAGAAAAACAAGGAGCACUCGAAGAAGCAAAAGGUCAACCCCGAGUAAUGAGCGCUGAAGGUUAUUUAUUUUUGUCUUGGAUACGUGCAGAUCAAGGUCAUUUUGCUUUAACUGUUCUCAGUUGCUGUGUUGGCCAAAUGGAAGCCACUUGCUGUUAGAUUGGUGGAAAGUAGUUUAGUGCCAUCUUGUUAGGCUAAGAACCUUUGCGGUGGCUGUCACAACAAUAUUAUAUACCACGCAGCCACCUCAUCUGAAUUCAGAUAGAAGCAUGGAAAUUUUGAUCAGCGAUAGUAUUUUACAAUUAAUCUAUCGUUUGAUUGCUGCCUCCGAUCUCUGAGGGUCGAUGAGUUCUGUCCUCAUGAAUGAAUGUCAUUUCGAUC